CUUACUUGCUCCUUGACUUGGGUCCUGGACUGAGCAUCGCCCAGCGUGCACUGCGACUUGAAAUACGCACUCUUGACUGAAAAUCCACACUCGACGCAAUGGCAUCUCCAGGCGACGUUGACAUGGGCCAGGACGACCAGUCCCAGCCCUUCACCGUCGAGGAAAACAUCCAGCAGCUCAACGCCAUCGACAAGUCCAUCGUGCAGCUCAUGAACCACGCCGCCACAGCCCUCGGCGCUCUCACCACGCCAACGGCUGAGGGCUCAGCCAAGCCCGCGCUGGAUCCGCCCGCGCAGAAAGACGCCUUUCGCUCUGCCACCGAUGCCUUCCUGACGACGCUGCACGGUGUGGACGUCCGCAUGAAGCGCCAAGUGCUCGCGCUGGAGGAGGCCGGCAUCGUACGGCUGUCUGCUGCCGCAUCGCAGGACCCUAAAAGCACCGUCAAGGCGUCUCUUAGGCCGAAUGGCGUGGGCAAUGUUGGAAACCUGGACGUUGGCUGGCUCAACAGUAGGGGCACCAGGGUCGAGCGGGACAUGGAGGCGGAGCUAUGGAGAGACGCUCGCGAACUUCUUGAGAAGCAAGGCAACAAUUGAGGCUCAUUACCCCCGCAACAGAGCUUCCACUACCAACUGCGUCACACAAAACCACUAUACUCCGAAUGUCGUCCCCCUCAAGCUGUCAUUGACCCGGAACGCCGAUCAACAGACCGAGGCUUAAAACAAUGCAACCCGGACAAAACUUCUCGGCCAGAGGUGUCCAACGAAGGGAUCAAUCGUCGUCUUCGGGCCGCGGCUCAGGGGCGUCCGGCUCUGGUACAGGCACCCGUUGGUGUCCGCUGGCUGCCCCUUGCGGUUCGAGCUGGAUAUCGCCCCGAGGGUGAAGCUGCAGCUGCAGCGCGCGGUACUUGACACGGCACCGGCUGUAGGCGUACGUCAUUACCAGCACGACGACGAAGAGUACGCCACAGCUAACAGACAGGCCAAUGAUGGCUCCGACUGUGUCCGCGUCACAUGGGCCGUUGAACUGCGGAGUGACCGAGGUGACGGCCGUCUGAAGUACACGCUCCAUGACUACAACGAAGUCGAAUUGUCCAUGUCAAUACGUGGUCAGAACGAGCAUAUUUAUGAGGUCAAUAUCAAUACAGUUUGCUCCAAAUGUCCUGAAUGCUCC
This is a messenger RNA of Purpureocillium takamizusanense, 1170 nucleotides long. RefSeq lists its product as uncharacterized. Gene Ontology annotation, cellular component: mediator complex. NCBI's taxonomy places the organism in Eukaryota, Fungi, Ascomycota, Sordariomycetes, Hypocreales, Ophiocordycipitaceae. The transcript has a single exon. Bases 99 to 593 code for a protein of 164 amino acids. The record is from RefSeq and is a predicted model, not a curated record. Gene Ontology annotation, biological process: regulation of transcription by RNA polymerase II. Gene Ontology annotation, molecular function: transcription coregulator activity.